AUGCAGCCAGUCUCGGUACCGCAGGAUGAUGACUCGUCGGCAUGGCCGCCGGGUACUGUCACCCUCGAAGUAUUUGAAGUUGACGAACUGCUCGCUAGAAUCUCUGCAAUCACCCCAACGUGGGCACCGAUGAAUAUCGAACUCGGCUUCAGUUAUGAGACGCUCCAAAACAGCUAUGCGACAGGCACAGCAGCACUCGGUGUCGGGGCGCUGCUUUUCAUCCCAUUCGCUCUCAAGUAUGGCAGGCGACCGAUCUACAUCCUCAGUUCCCUUGGACAGGUCGCAGUCGCAAUCUGGGCUGCGAAGAUGACCUCAACCGCAGACCUAUACCUCAUCCAAGUGUUCAACUGCUUGUUUGGUUCAUUGGCUGAAGUCAUUGUACAAAUGACUAUUGCUGAUGUAUUUUUUGUUCAUCAGCGAGGCUUGAUGAAUAACCUCUACAUCUGCACGAUGACCAUCGGUACGUCAAUGUCAGCGUUGGUCUCUGGGUAUAUCACAGUCGGCCAGGGCUGGCGGUGGGUAUGGUGGUGGACGGCCAUCUGUAUGGGUACCUGUCUUACCCUUUUCGCGUUCUUCUACGAGGAGACCAAGUUUGUUCCACCUAUUGACGGUUUCACCGGAGCUCCUCAUCCAUCUGUUCACUCGGCCAACAAAGCGACGAUGAAUCCGGAUGUCAAACCUGGUGACGACCAGCUCAAGCCUAUCGAAUCUAUUGUAACGGUAAUCAUUCCUCCACGGAAAACCUACAUCCAGCGUUUGAAGCCAUGGUACACGACAUCCGGAGGUUUUAGAAAGCUCGCGCAUCACAGCUAUCAACCGCUUCUUGUCCAGUGCACAAUCCCAGCCGUAUUGUACGUUGCUCUUCUGUACGGUCUUGUCACCGCCGCUUUGCAGGUUUCCGUCACUCUGGUCGCCACAUACAUGCCGGCCCCACCGUAUAACUUCAACGCUGCAGCAGUGGGACUGAUGAGCCUCCCACCUCUCAUUGGUAAUGUUAUAGGUACAGCACUGAGUGCACCGUUCAGCGAUCGCAUCAUUCUCUACCUUGCUCGCAGGAGCAAAGGAGUGUACGAACCCGAGAUGCGACUCUGGUUGCUGCUCGUGUUUGCUCCUGUGUUCCCUGCCGCAUUGCUCCUUACUGGCUACGCGCUUGAUAAAGGCAUGAGUUGGCCAGUUGUUGCUGUCGGUCUCGGCCUCUUAGGGUUUGCCAUGCCACCGAUCGCUAGUGUUGCACUGACCUAUCUUACGGACGCGUAUACCGAUGUGAGUAUCUUCCACAACCUCCCACUUUCGGUACACUGA
This is a messenger RNA of Didymosphaeria variabile, 1302 nucleotides long. RefSeq lists its product as uncharacterized. Bases 1 to 1302 code for a protein of 433 amino acids. The transcript has 2 exons. The record is from RefSeq and is a predicted model, not a curated record. Gene Ontology annotation, molecular function: transmembrane transporter activity. Lineage: Eukaryota; Fungi; Ascomycota; Dothideomycetes; Pleosporales; Didymosphaeriaceae. Gene Ontology annotation, biological process: transmembrane transport.